Molecule: messenger RNA, 753 nt
Organism: Penicillium angulare
Lineage: Eukaryota; Fungi; Ascomycota; Eurotiomycetes; Eurotiales; Aspergillaceae
Exons: 2
Coding region: 1-753 (250 amino acids)
Source: RefSeq, a predicted model, not a curated record
AUGCACGCGCCAGUUCCCACCCAUGGGCGAUCCUGUGGCUGUGAAAACGAAUCAAAAGCAACGCACGCCAGACUCUACCCACGCCACCAUAAUCCGAACGGUUUCCAACCCAUCGCGCCCCGACCAUCGCACAGUUCCAAAAAGAGUAAACCCGGCGAGUCCUCCUCAGCACAAGUCUCGAGGUCAGGUUCGACUUCUGCUGCUUCCUCCUCCCAUACCCCCACCGGCGAGCAAACCCCUUCAUACCGUCGCUCCUCAGCCGUCGGCGCGGGAUAUUGGUCCGGCUCAGAGGGCUCGGGCAAUGAUUCCACUACCCGAACAUUAUCUGCUGGUCUGCUUAGCACGACCUCUUGUAGUUCUACCGGUGUUUCAGGUGAACGGGAUCAUGACCGUCUCGCGCGGUCUGCGGCUAAUCUAUGUCCCUCUGAUCUUGAUCUGGAUCCUGUUGUUACAGGGGAUAUGUUUGACCCGUUGUAUUCACUUUUGCCUACUUCUUCUUCCUCUGUUUCUGCUGCUUAUGCGCAGGCUCCGCUGAUUAGCCCUCUUGAAAGUGCUAAUCCAUUUGAUUUCCCGUUGGAUCCGGCUUUGGGGGUUGAUCGUGGUCCGUUGGGGUAUUUGGAGGAUAUGGAUGUCGAUGUUACGGAGGGGUUGGUGGAGGAGUUGUUUCAUGUCGAGGAUUGGUCGAGAUAUAUGUGGUCGCCUGAGACUGGAUUUGAGCAUUUAGAUAUGGGCUUUCCCCCCGUGACACGAUGA